CAGCAGCAGCAACAGCAGCAACAGCAGCAGCAGCAAAGACCGUGGGGAAGACCAGAGGCCAAAGCCAUGGAAGACCAGAGUGAUUUAAUCUCUAACCACGAGCAACUGCCCAUAUUGGGUCAGCGCCCUGGAACCCAGGAGAGGAAGUGCAGCCGUGGAGCCCUCUACACAGGCUUCUCAGUCCUGGUGGCUCUGCUCCUGGCUGGCCAGGCCACCACUGCCUACUUUCUGUAUCAGCAGCAGGGCCGGCUGAACAAGCUGACAGUCACCUCCCAGAACCUGCAGCUGGAGAACCUGCGCAUGAAGCUUCCCAAGCCCCCCAAGCCGGUGAACCAGAUUCGGAUGGCUACCCCCAUGCUGAUGCAGGCACUGCCCAUGGAGAGUCUGCUUCACGGGGUAAGGACAGCUGAGGGAAGAGGGAGGGGAGUGCUAUCCAGCCUGGAUCCAGGGAGGACAGGUGCCAAGGGGAGAAAUCUUCUCUGCUGGGGAGGAGUAGGGCACACCUCAGGGUUCUGCUCUGCUCCUCUGCAGAGGUCUAACCCCCUGCAGGUAUACCCACAGCUGAAAGGGAACUUCCCAGAGAACCUGAAACACCUGAAAAACACCAUGGACAACCUGAACUGGAAGGUCUUUGAGAACUGGAUGCACCAAUGGCUCCUGUUUGAAAUGAGCAAGAACUCCCUGGAAGAGAAGCCUACUGAGGCUCCGCCCAAAGUACUGACCAAGUGCCAGGAAGAGGUCAGCCACAUCCCUGCCGUCCACCCCGGCACAUUCCGUCCCAAAUGUGAUGAGAAUGGCAACUAUAUGCCACUCCAGUGCCAUGGGAGCACUGGCUACUGCUGGUGCGUCUUCCCCAAUGGCACCGAGAUCCCCCACACCAGGAGCCGUGGGCACCAUAACUGCAGUGAGCCACUGGACAUGGAGGACCAGUCUUCUGGGCUGGGUGUGACAAAGCAGGAUUUGGGCCAAGUCAUCAUGUGAAGACAGCAGGAAUCAUCUCCAGCACCCAGCCAGCUUUGUGACCACAGCUUUCCUGCUCCCCUCUGCCUCAGCCCCUCCCCUGUGCCUCCAGUGUCCCCCAAGUUCCCAUCCCUGCAGCCCCUCCUGGGCUGUCAGCCUGUCCACUCCCACAUGUUGGCAUGGACGCAAAGCCAGAGGUGGACUCCUGAUCACAUCACUGCAGUCCCUAACAUCAAUUAUCUAGGUUCAUGGGCAGGGAGGAGGGACACUCCCCCAAACCCUAGGCUGCACGUUUGCUGACCUUUCCCCUCAGGCCUUUUCCACCUCACUCCCCAAGGAGGGGCCGUCUCUCUGCUCAACACCUGCAACCCCAGCCAAUGCCAGGUCCCCUGCUCAGCUAGCUUGUAAGCAGCCAUCAGGGCUGGGCCAUAGUGCACAUUGAGAAUAAAAUGUAGUAAGUAGAA
Messenger RNA from Dipodomys ordii (Ord's kangaroo rat), 1424 nucleotides. It is a transcript of the gene Cd74, whose product is annotated as CD74 molecule, major histocompatibility complex, class II invariant chain. Gene Ontology annotation, cellular component: cytoplasm; cell surface; membrane. The transcript has 8 exons. Bases 67 to 981 code for a protein of 304 amino acids. Gene Ontology annotation, molecular function: macrophage migration inhibitory factor binding; cytokine receptor activity; MHC class II protein binding. Lineage: Eukaryota; Metazoa; Chordata; Mammalia; Rodentia; Heteromyidae. Gene Ontology annotation, biological process: immune response; positive regulation of type 2 immune response; T cell activation involved in immune response. The record is from RefSeq and is a predicted model, not a curated record.